CUCGACUCUUAAGGCGCGACCCGCCCAUCCUUGAGCAGACUCUAGAGCCAGAGCCGAGGCGGGAGACUAGGACGCUUUCUGGCCCAGCGGGCUGAAAAGGACUAAAGCCGGGGCCUUCCCCGCCCGGCCCCCUCAGCCAUUGCCACGGGCUCCUGGCUUCGCUGCUCCCAGGGACAGAAGAUGUGCUCCAGGAGGCCUCUGCUGCCACUUCUACUGCCAUUCCUGCUGCUGUUUCUGGAGUCCAGAGUACAGGGCUGCCCAUCUGGCUGCCAGUGCAACCAACCACAGACAGUCUUCUGCACUGCCCGCCAGGGGACCACACUACCCCGAGAUGUGCCAUCUGAUACCACAGGCCUGUAUGUCUUUGACAAUGGCAUCACCACACUGGAUGUGGGCAGUUUGGCCAGCCUGCCAGGCCUGCAGCUCCUGGAUUUGUCACAGAAUCAGAUCACCAGUCUGCCCGGUGGCAUCUUCCAGCCUCUUGCCAAUCUCAGCAACCUGGACUUGACUGCUAACAAGCUACGUGAGAUCACCAAUGAGACCUUCCGUGGCCUGCAGCGCCUUGAGCGCCUCUACCUGGGAAAGAACCGCAUCCACCACAUCCAGCCAGGUGCCUUUGAUGCCCUUGACCGCCUCCUGGAACUCAAGCUGCAGGAUAAUGAGCUGCGGGUGCUGCCCCCGCUGCGUCUGCCCCGCCUCCUGCUGCUUGACCUCAGCCACAACAGCCUCCCAGCUCUGGACCCUGGCAUCCUAGACACCACUAACAUGGAGGCCCUGAGACUGGCUGGCCUGGGGCUAAGGCAGCUGGAUGAGGGGCUCUUUGCCAGGCUACAUAACCUCCACGAUCUGGAUGUGUCCGACAACCAGCUGGAGCGCAUACCUGCUGUGAUUCGAGACCUUCGGAGCCUGACGCGUCUGCGGCUGGCUGGCAACACUCGCAUUGCCCAGCUGCGGCCUGAAGACCUGGCUGGCUUAGCUGCUCUGCAGGAGCUGGACCUAAGCAACCUGAGCCUGCAGGCCCUGCCCAGUGACCUCUCAGGCCUCUUCCCCCGUCUGCGACUCCUCACGGCUGCCCGAAACCCCUUUAACUGUGUGUGCCCUUUGAGUUGGUUUGGCCCCUGGGUACGUGAGAGCCAUAUCACACUAGCCAGCCCUGAAGAGACACGCUGCCAUUUCCCACCAAAAAAUGCUGGCAAAUUGCUGCUGGAGCUUGACUAUGCCGACUUUGGCUGCCCAGCCACCACGACCACGCCUACAGUACCUACUACAAGGCCCAAGGUGGAGGAGCCCACACUUUUGCCUUCCAGCUCAGCUCCCAUCUGGCUUAGCCCCACAGAGCCAGCCACUGAGGCCCCUAGUUCACCAUCCACUCCCCCACCAACUAUAGGGCCUGCUCCCUGGCCCCACGACUGCCCAGUUUCUACCUGCCUCAAUGGGGGCACCUGUCACCUAGGGGCAAGGCACCACCUGGAGUGCCUUUGCCCUGAGGGCUUCAUAGGCCUAUACUGUGAGAGCCAUGUUGGGCAAGGAACACGGCCCAGCCCCACACCAGACACACCAGGUCCCCCGCAGCCUCUGCCCCUCGGCAUUGAGCCAGUGAGUCCCACUUCCCUGCAUGUGGGGCUGCAGCGCUACCUGCAGGGCAAUACCAUGCAACUCAGGACUCUCCGCCUUACCUACCGCAACCUGUCAGGCCCUGACAAGCGGCUGGUGACCCUGCGGCUGCCAGCCUCGCUUGCAGAGUACACAGUCACCCAGCUGAAGCCUAACUCUACCUAUACCAUCUGUGUUAUGCCCUUGGGCAUUGGGCGAGUGCCUGAGGGCAAGGAGGCCUGUGGGGAGGCCCAGACACCUCCAGCUGUCCUCUCUAAUCAUGCCCCGGUCACCCAGGCCCAAGAAGGCAAUCUGCCUCUCCUUAUUGCACCUGCCCUGGCUGCUGUGCUCCUGGCUGCCCUGGCCGCCAUGGGUGCAGCCUACUGUGUGCGGCGGGGGCGGGCAGCAGCUGUGGCUCAGGGCAAGGGGCAGGUGGGACCAGGGGCUGGGCCCCUGGAGCUGGAGGGGGUGAAGACCCCCUUGGAGCCAGGUCCCAAGACAACUGAGGGAGGAAGGGAAGCCCAGCUAGAUGGGCCUGAGUAUGAAGUGCCACUCAUGGGCUACCCUGGGCCCAGCCUCCAGGGGUCCCUCCCCACAAAGCCCUAUAUCUAAGCCUGGGAGUGAUGGAGUAGCAAAAGGACCACUACCCUCCUGCUGUCACACAAGUUCUCAUUCAUAAAACAGAGACACAUGCAGGGUGGGGUUCUGUAACCACAACCAGAACCUGUCCCUCUCUGGGCCUUAGUCUCAUCUGUGAGCUACUGCAACCUGGGUGACAAGUUCUAAUAGCCACGAGCCGAAGGGAAUGAGGCACUGGAAGGUCAGUGUCUGCCCAUUCUGGGGCGUGCAAUCUGGAGUGUGGUGGCCCCGCCGUGUGCUGGUAACACAGGCCAGGGCUCCAGGCCAAAGACCUGGGGGCAAGUGAAGGAAGCCCCCAGAGGGAGCAGGCAGGAACAGCCCCGUAGCUCCAGCCUUGCCCCAGAAGCACAGGAACAUGAGAAACUGGAAAGGAAGGUACCAUGGCAACGUGUGGAUUUGCUUCUGUUUUAGUUUUUGAAGUAUAUUUAUGAGAUCCUUUUCCCAUUUAUGCUGGGAAAAUGUUCUUCAAACUCAGUGUCGAGGACUUUUUUUUUUUUUUUUUUAAGACAAAUGAUGAUAUGAAGGCUUUUUGUAAGAAAAUAAAAGAUAAAAACCA
Messenger RNA from Cavia porcellus (domestic guinea pig), 2788 nucleotides. RefSeq names its product vasorin (gene Vasn). The record is from RefSeq and is a predicted model, not a curated record. Bases 181 to 2205 code for a protein of 674 amino acids. Lineage: Eukaryota; Metazoa; Chordata; Mammalia; Rodentia; Caviidae. Gene Ontology annotation, molecular function: protein binding. Gene Ontology annotation, cellular component: extracellular matrix. The transcript has 2 exons.